AUGGGGCAGCGCUUGAACCGCUGCCUCGAUGUCCCCGUCGCGUUGCCGCCUCUGAGGCGGAGGCUUCUGCUGCUCUUCAUCAUGCUCUUCCUCUGGCUCUAUAUGUUCUACUCCUGCGCUGGCUCCUGCGCCGGGCUGGCCACCCGCGGUUCUCCCGCACCUCCCCGCUUUGCCCCGCCGCUUCCUCACCUCCUCCAGCCGGCUGCGGGAGAACCGGGCGAGGAGAGCAGCCUGGAGGAGCAACGGGCAGCGCCCGACUCCGCCAGCCCCAUCUCCACCUUCUUCAACGGCUCCGGCACGAAGCGGCUGCCUCAGGCCAUCAUCAUCGGUGUGAAGAAAGGGGGGACCCGGGCGUUGCUGGAGUUCCUGCGGGUGCACCCCGACGUCCGCGCUGUCGGUGCCGAGCCCCACUUCUUCGACCGCAACUACGAGCGGGGACUCGCCUGGUACAGGGACCUCAUGCCCAGGACCCUGGAGGGGCAGAUCACCAUGGAGAAGACCCCCAGCUACUUCGUCACCAAGGAGGCUCCGGCUCGCAUCUCCUCCAUGGCCAAGGGCACCAAGCUGAUCGUGGUGGUGCGGGACCCGGUGACCAGAGCCAUCUCGGACUACACCCAGACGCUCUCCAAGAAGCCUGACAUCCCCACCUUUGAGAGCCUGACCUUCAAAAACAGGACUACAGGCCUGAUCGACACCUCCUGGAGCGCCAUCCAGAUUGGCAUCUACGCCAAGCACCUGGAGAACUGGCUGCUCCACUUCCCCCUGGGGCAGAUCCUCUUCGUCAGCGGGGAGAGGCUGAUCAGCGACCCCGCGGGGGAGCUGGGCAGGGUCCAGGACUUUCUGGGCCUCAAGAGGAUCAUCACUGACAAACACUUCUACUUCAACAAGACCAAGGGGUUCCCGUGCCUGAAGAAGGCGGAAGGCAGCAGCAAACCUCACUGCCUGGGGAAGACAAAAGGCAGGACCCACCCUGACAUAGACCAGGAGGUGGUGCAGAGGCUGCGGGACUUCUACCGGCCCUUCAACAUGAAGUUCUACCAGAUGACAGGGCAGGACUUUGGCUGGGACUGA
Messenger RNA from Indicator indicator, 1071 nucleotides. Its product is annotated as heparan sulfate glucosamine 3-O-sulfotransferase 3B1-like. Gene Ontology annotation, molecular function: [heparan sulfate]-glucosamine 3-sulfotransferase activity. The record is from RefSeq and is a predicted model, not a curated record. The coding region runs from base 1 to 1071 and encodes 356 amino acids. Lineage: Eukaryota; Metazoa; Chordata; Aves; Piciformes; Indicatoridae. The transcript has 2 exons.